AUGUCUAACUGCGGCGACCCACCUGAACAUCCAAAUGCUACAGUCACUCUGAAGGGUAAAGGAGCAGCUAGAUUUCCCUUGGGAGCCAAGGUAACCUAUGUCUGCCCCUGUGGCUACUGGUGGAACAGAACGAACUCAAGCGGCAUCCAAUCCGAAUGCAAAGGAUCUCUGGGCUGGACCAUCCACAAGGACGAAUUGCCGACACUGAACUGCAUUCCGAUACCAACAACAUUAAUGUGCCCGAAUCCCCAAAAUGGCAGCAGCGUGGAGCUCGUGGGAGCGGAUACUUUCUACGCCGAAUGCUAUUUUCCGAGCUCCAUCCCUCCUCCCCCACCAAGAUUUCCUGGGGUAACUCUUCGAUACCGGUGCACUUCUCCCAUGUAUCGAUUCUCCAACGGUACGAAGGAAGUGGAAAUCUUAUGUGACAACAAGAAAUGGAUUCCAGCAAUUGAACUCAAUUGCUUCGGUCCAACCUUGAAGCUGGUGCAAUUAAAGGAGAAGGUCCCACUAUGGGAAGCGGAAAGAAUUUGCCAAGUGAAUGCCAAUGGAAGCCUCGCCAUCCCUUCCUCCAAGGAAGAAUUGAUUCGGAUCAAAACCUUUUUGAUUCAACAAAAUCUUGCAGGGAAUGACGUUGGACUCGGAGGGCACAUUCCCAACGUCACAAACAGUGAGGCUCAGACGAUGCCAGAGGAUGCCGUGAAGCGGUUGUGGGAAGGAAUCGUAGGAGUUCCCAUUGAUGGAUGGUGUCACAUUAGUGUGCUGAAGGACGGCAGCAUAUACCAGCACUGUCUCUUCGCCUAUGAAAUCAACAAUGGGAACGGGAUCGGAUUAGACUAUGUGGAAUGCGGACGUCCGUUGGCGGCAUUCCUUUGCUACGAGAACGAACCGAUCUUAGAUUGCCCGCAGCCACAGGAACCCCCAGACUCCUACGUGGAGCUAGAGACCUACGGAAAAACGAAUUUCUCAUUGGGAGACAACGCCACCUACGUCCGUCCGUGCUGGAAGACUUGGAAUUCUUCUAGCAACCCUGAAGCUCCGUUUCGAACGUCCCAAUGCUUUGGAUCUCUUGGGUGGAAAUACAAACUCGAGGAUCUCCGGACCAGAAGUGAGGCAACAAAUUACGACCAAUGUGGUACUCCUUCUGGACGACUCGGAAACAUGAUACAGUUUUUUCAUGCUGAUCCGGAUGAAUUCUGCCCCCCGCUGAUCCUGCCCCGCGAUGGGGACCCCUACACCAGAGCGGUUAAAGCACCAACUUGCACCACUCCCAACGGCACAUACCCCCCAGGUAACUUCUCCUACGAAUGUGGGCUCGAGAACUUCUAUUUCUCCACUGGGGAUACCCGACUAACGUGGACAUGCCGCGAUGACGGGGAAUGGGCACCUGGGAAUGUGUCCGUCGCUUGCUCUCCGCUCCCAGCUAUAACAUGCGAGUCACCAGGCGACGAAAAUGCCAUCGCCUUCCCCGAUUAUUACCUAGUGGGCUCCACGGUCUACUGCAUCCACAAUGAAUCCUUCCAGCUUCCCCUAUACUGCGGCGAGGAUCUCACCUGGUAUCCUAUGGGAUUCACUCCUUGCAUGGAAGUGUAUCCGUACUUCGAAGUCGAGAACAAGCGCUUUGUGCUUGGGAAGCCGAGAGAAGGAUCCUUCGAAGGGAACUUCGCGGCAGAGGAGUAUUGCCACGAGCACUUCAAUGGAGCAGGCUUGCCGGAACUGAGAAAGAGGAAUGAGUCGGACAUUUUGGCUGCGUCCAUACGGAGAUUCGUAAACGAAGACUUUGCUCCUCUUCCUUACAGCAUUUUGAAGCAUUGGAAGGAAGGAACUCUGCCCGAAGAAGGUCCCUACGACCCGGAGAAUUUCUGGGAAUUCCGCGACGGGCAGCCGAUUCCGCAUGACCUCUUCGUACCGGCUCACCCGAAUGACCCCGAGAACCUCCACUGUUCCGCUCUUCGCAUCUUCGACGAUGUGGGGUUCCGUGACGUGAACUGCUCCCGACAGUUCCACUGGGCCUUAUGUCACCUCGACGUCGAUGAUAGUAUGCGAUUCCUCUACUCUGAUGCGCCGAGGGAGAUUGUGAAAUCAGGAGUGUCUUCUAACGCUUGCUGA
Messenger RNA from Darwinula stevensoni, 2106 nucleotides. Lineage: Eukaryota; Metazoa; Arthropoda; Ostracoda; Podocopida; Darwinulidae. The record is from the annotation of a GenBank genome assembly.